AUGCAUUCCAUAGACAAAAUUGAUGAGCGACUUUUCCUAGGGAAUGAAGCAGUUGCAAACAGCCUUGAAAUUCUCACAGAGCAUGGAAUAACACAUAUUCUCAUUGCAGCAAAAGAACUUCAGCCCCACUUUGAAGGCUCAUUUGUAUACAAAAAAAUUGAUAUCUAUGAUCAGUCAAAUGCUGAUAUACGGAAGUAUUUUGGAGAAUGCAACCAAUUCAUUGAUGAAGCGAUUUCUAAUAAUGGUAAAGUUUUAGUUCACUGCUAUCAAGGUAUUUUAUAAUAAUAAAAGGGGAAUUAUACGAUGGAAGCUUUGGCCAUUAGAUUUUUGAAGAUUUAGGAGUUUGCUGCUUGUAGCUCCUAGGAGGGAGACUAUUAGGUGGAACACACGAAAGAGUCAAGUACAGAGCGAGACAGCACGCCCCGUGAGGCUUGGCAGUGCACGAGAGGCCUAGUUGUUAGAGCUUCAUGACAUCUGAUAGUUGGUGAAAAAAAAUGGCUUGCAAUAUCACCAAGCUCUGAUUAAAGGGCGGUUGAAUUAUAUCAUACCUAAGAAUCCAAAACACUAAUUAAUACAUAAGUUAUCAAGGCAUUUCAAGAAGUUGCACUAUAGUAGCUGCUUAUUUGAUUUAUAAGAAAGGCUACAGUUGUAUGUAUACGCUGGACCUUAUUAAGAAAAAGCAUCAUCAGUGCUGCCCAAAUGAUGGAUUUAUAAAACAGCUAGAUGAGUACUCGCAAAAUCUUAAACACAUAAACCCAGGACUUGAAGAAAUAAAAUUUUCAAAGUGCCACUGCGUUGUAUUUUAG
Blepharisma stoltei is the source of this 806-nucleotide messenger RNA. Lineage: Eukaryota; Ciliophora; Heterotrichea; Heterotrichida; Blepharismidae. The record is from the annotation of a GenBank genome assembly.